CUUAUCUAUUGGAACGAAUUAUUCGAUGAGUAUGUAUUUGGCUGUGGAAGUGAUCACCUCGUCUCGUUAGUACAUUCAAAUUUUGAUCAAAAGUGGUUGUACUCAACGCACAACAAUUGCCGUUUGCUUACUUCUGGAUGGAUUGAGUUCCCACUGUGUUUUUUUCUACACGAAGUGUUUAACGCCAGAGGAGAUUUUGAAUAAAUAUUCAGCGCAAUAAAAUAGUUCUAGUUAUGUGUUCGACGCGAAGGAGGCACCGGUAUUACGUGGUUUUCCGGUAGAAACUCGACCUAUGUCAUUAUUUUAAGUUUGGACAUCAUAUCAAAUGGAAGUAAAAUGAAAGAAUUGCUCGAAACCACGUAUUUGGAUGAUUUGAAAUCAUUUCGUUGGGAAUUAUUCCACUACAGACAUUCGAAGGAAGUUAUCAAAUGCUUGACCAGAUACUAUUUCAAGAAGUAUAAUUUUCAACACUUUGCUGAAGAGAUCAUAAUCGCUGGAUAUGAUUUACAAAAUUUGAAUAAAGAUAUUCGAACGGAGGUUUGUCUUCACGUGCCAAAUUUGGCGCUCGGUGCAUUUCCCUCCAUUCGCGAGAGUGACGAUACGGUGUGGGAUCUCAACCGGUUGUUUAUUUGUUUGACGUAUGGCAAUGAAUCGUGUUUCGUUAGAGGUCUACAGUUGAUUGCUGCAAAAAGGCCGAAUGAUCUGUGCAAAUUGUUCAUGUGUAUGGGAUUUUUGAUCUGGCAGUUGGAAACUUGGCUAGAACCAUCGGUUGCUCACACCGUGAUAUCAUCAUUGCAAAAAUUGCCACUGCAAACCAAUGUAUUGAAUCUUUCAUUGGUUGAUUUACUGGAAAACUACCAAAACUACUUCAAGUACUGGAAAGGCAAAAGAUAUGUAAAUAUCGUUGAUGCAAUUGAUGCUAUUAUGCUGGAGCCAAAGCUUCGGCACAAAAAGAUGAUUGAGCAUUUUGAUCGUACUGCUGUCGUGGAUGUUUUGAUUGAAUGGGACGUAAAUGUAACAACGAAACUCCAUCAAGGUCAUACUACUCUAUACCAUGCUGUUGUGCAAAAAAAUUUGAAUGCAGUUUUCAAAUUACUCACAAAAGGUUCAUUUAUUGGCAGCUUAUCCAAUACAGAACCCAACAUAUGCAGCAUUGACUCGAAAAUGUUUGAAAAACACUUUGACAACUGUAUUACAAGGUGCGUGGACGAUGACAGUUUUAUUGAAGUUGAUUUCAAAAAUUUAAUAUCUCCACCGAAUGAGUGCGACCGCUGCGAUGGGACCUGCUCAGACGAAAUGAAAGCAAUUGAACUGUUAUCAAAUUCGAAAAACCAUAAACGUUUACUUGUUCAUCCCGUGUUUUCGUUCUUUGUGCUUUUAAAGUGGAAUCGUUUGGCAUUUGUGCUUUACAUUGACUUUAUCUUAUACACACUCUUCACGUUGUCAACGAUUAGCUAUAUUUUGACGGUUGAAAGUAGUAAUAGAAGUGGCGAAAAAACUUUUCACGAAAUUGCGUUAACUGUGACCACGUCUAUUUUCACUGUGUAUGCAGCAUCACGGCGAAUAUUGGAUCAAAUAUUCAGCAGCAUCUAUUUAGAGCACCGGAGUAAAGUUCGUCAUUACUUGCAAUGCCUUCAUACGGUGUCCAUAGUUAUUUUCGUGCUGAUACUUCUGUUUGACAUUUCAGUUAGCUAUCGCUCGGUUUUUGCAACAAUUUGCAUUCUUUUAAUAGCUGGUGAACUGUUCAUUUUGGCCGGAUCGCUAUUUUGGUCCUUUUCCAAAUAUUAUGUCAUGUUUUUAGACGUUGCAAUAAGCUCGCUGAAAAGUUUACAGUUGUGCAUUAUACUGAUACCAGCAUUUUGCAUAUCAUUUUAUUUACUGUUGCGGAAUCGAGCACAACUCACAAAUGCAAACAACAGAAACGAUGGACAUGUAAGCACUUCGAACAAAGAAGAGAAUUCUUUCAGUGAUUUCAAAUCAUUGUUUGUUAAAAUUAGCGCAAUGUCGAUCGGUGAAUAUGAUGUAGACGCCAAUAAUUUUGAUAAAAAUGUCGUUAGCACGUAUUUGUUCAUCGGCUUUGUAUUUUUGAUUUCGACUGUUUUUAUGAAUUUGAUGAAUGGUCUUGCGGUUAGCGACACUCAAAAAAUUCAAUCGGAUGCUGAAGCAACGAGUAUGAUUCAACGCUUGAGAGUUUUGGCCUACUACGAAGGUGUUAAAUCAUUCAAACAGCAUUGGUUUCGAAAAAAGUUCAACGAUACCUGGGUUAUGAAAACAUUUACUUACUUCACAAAAAUCAAUUCAUUCGACACACUAUGUCAUCCACUGAACACAAAAAUCUACAUCGGUUCAGACAAUCGAGUAUUAGUUUUACGCAAAGAUUACCGAACAGCUGAACAGGACUCGAUUAUAUUUGACCAAAAUGGUUCAUAUUUAUUCGGUUGGAUUAGCUACUUUUGUUGCUCUAAUAAAUUUCUCCGGGUGGAUAAAAGGAUAGUGCAACAGGCUCAUAACAUUUUAGAAAUGAAAAAUAUGAAGCAAAAAGAUGAAACCGAGAAGAAUCAAUUGAAAAAUCAAAUUGUAAAACUUGAGAGUGACUUGGAUGAAAUCAAACAAAUGAUAAAACAAAACAAUGAAAUCACAAAGCAUCAAUUGGAAAUAAUAUUGCACAAGUUAGAUUCUAUUAUAUAGGCAAAAAAACAGCACAUCAUCAUCUUAUAAAAAAGUUUGCACAUUUUAUUCUAAUAAGGGCAAUCGUAUUAUAUUUGAUAAAUAUCUACAGAAGAAAAAUCUAGAAAAGGGAAA
Sitodiplosis mosellana (orange wheat blossom midge) is the source of this 2802-nucleotide messenger RNA. Its product is annotated as transient receptor potential cation channel protein painless-like. The record is from RefSeq and is a predicted model, not a curated record. The coding region runs from base 337 to 2688 and encodes 783 amino acids. The transcript is spliced from 4 exons. NCBI's taxonomy places the organism in Eukaryota, Metazoa, Arthropoda, Insecta, Diptera, Cecidomyiidae.